GACUACAUCCAGACCUAGCUGAACUAUCCAUGAAUGAUUCAUUUAGUUUUGCCAUUUGAUACCCCAUCUACUAUUCAGAUGAAACAGUUCAUUAGCAUAGUACCCCGACUGAAGGAAAUGUGAUAGCCUUAACCAGUCUUGAUAAAUAUAAACACAUUUUGUAUCGUAAAACAUCGAACAAGGACAGCGCUGUGAAAGUCAAAUCUGAUGACUUCCUUAUAUAAGUUGUGUUUCCCUGGCUUCUCCAUACUGGUUUGCCCUACACACGGAAGUGAUGACGGGAGCACGUUCGCAUUAUGAGUAGCUAUUGGUACAAGGCUUCGACAGUGUGAGAUGUACUUUAAUAAUUAAAUCCGCGUGUAGGUUGUGAUAACUGUAACGGCGGCACAUCUGACUCUUUCCUGCAGGAACGGGCGUGCCACACCGCUUACUGCACUCCGCUCAUCAAUACAGUGCUGCCUAGCGUCUCGCGGUGCGAGCUCCACAGCCUGGGUAUAAAAGACUGACUACAUCAGCUGAAGGACUUCUCUCAGUCUUCUCUCAUAUGUACUCACGGCAUUAGCUACACAACGGAACGUACUAUGGUAUGAGGCCUUCUACGUGACUGUAUCUGUUUAUCGGAAUCCUUCCUUGUGUUUGAGACGUCGCGAUCACUAAUGAUGGGCGGUAUUCGGUGACAUCUUGCUUCAUUAAAGGAUUGGGUUAUAUGCAGUGCCAACCUCUCUUGACUUGUCAUCAGACAUGGGGUGCAGGCAGGCCAAACCGCAACACACGGAGAAUGACAAGACAGUUAAAACGGACAACUGUGAAACGGAGUUUACCACGGCAGUUGCCACUGAUCCACGUCUACCUCUUGACCAGAGACAGGUGUUUAGGUUGAAACAGUCGUGGAAAGGGAUUAAACGCAAUAUGGAACAGACAGGCGUCGAGAUGUUCAUCAGGUUGUUUAAAACCAACGCUGAACUCAAGGCCUUGUUCACAAGCUUUAAAUUCCUUGAGGCUGAGGAUGACCUGCGGGAAAACGAGGCUCUAGAGCACCAUGCAACUCUCGUCAUGACAACGCUGGAUGACGCCUUUUCUCGUAUAGAUAACUACAGCUACGUCACAGAGGUCUUACUAAAGACAGGGGAGUCCCACAGGAGAUUUAGAGGAUUUAGAUCAGAGAUAUUUUGGACUAUGAGGUCACCGUUCUUGGAAGCAGUGAAGAUAACCCUUGGGGAUCGCUAUACAGAAAACAUGGAGACUAUAUACAAAAUUGCUAUCACGUUCAUUCUACAGGCACUUACUGACGGUUUCACGGAGGAACAUAAAGACAGUAACAGUGUGCCACCUGUUUUAGUGGAGUCAGAACCGUGACAAGAUGUUCUCAGAUAAUUCUCCUAAUUACAGACCAACUCAAUUACGAUGCAAGGCAAAAUAUGUCGGUGACUUCCACAGAGCUGAAUGGAUUUCGCGUAGUUCCAGAAAUCAUCCGCUGCCUACCCUCGGCUCACCCGGAGUUGUUAACGACAACGUUCCAAAGUAUUCCGCAAGCUGUGACAUUAUCAUAUUAUGGUAUGCAACCGAAGGCCAGGAGUAAUGGACCGAAUAUGCCUGUACUAUGUGCUUAACGGACGUUAAUAACCUAUCCUGCAUAAGGGAUUUGUCAUUUUGAAAUCUCGAGGUUAUCGGCAGGAUACAGUAAAGCAAUAUGCAUCUACCAGGACACGAGAGUUUAACACUAGAUCCCAAAGUGAAGAUGGUGUUUGGAAACACGGAAACGAACACGUGUGCAAGUCGAGUAUACAUAUAGCAAUGAACAAUGGAAAUACCAGCUGAUAACUAGUAAAAGACAUGGUGAGGACAUAAGCGUCACCAUGUACUGCGUGUAUGUUUAUAAGUAAAACACAUUGUGGUAGGGUGUAAACUUUCUUUCAACGUUCUAGAUUCCAAAUUAACACAAAUAUUAAUAAUACAAAAUUUCAGGUAUCCAUCAUUUCAUGCAGAGAUUGUUUAUCGAUUGAAUUCAAUGCAAUGUGUCUAAUGUUCUCAACAUGUUAAAUGCCACAUUAUAUAUAUGAUAUAUGAUGAGAAUUACCUUAACCUAUAUACUGUUUUCCUAUUGUUAGUGAAAGGGUAUCUCGCUAAACAUUCAGUUUCCAGAGGAAGUAGAUUCAACGAUGUUUCGUUUAUCUCCUAUCUGAAACUUGACAUAAUUGGCGCCAAGAAAUAAAAUCAGACAUGAUCAAUGAAGGUAACUUGUUAAAUGCUCAUACAGCUUCAGUUUCAAAAAAUUUGGGCUUGUGAUACUAGAAACCCUCUUUGUCGGAAUUAUGCCAAUUCUACAAAACACUCUCUGCAAUAUUUUCAUUCAUGCAGAACGUUUGUCAGAAUAUGUACCAACUGAAAUCCGUAAUUACUGUAACAUUGGGGGCACGGGUGGCCCAGUCGUCUAAGGCACCGCGAUUCGCUGUGCAGAGUUGCGUUCCUUGGGCACGCCAGAAACCUAUGAUUGUGGGUUGGAAUCCCUGUUCACCCCGAUUAUGU
Molecule: messenger RNA, 2526 nt
Organism: Haliotis rufescens (red abalone)
Lineage: Eukaryota; Metazoa; Mollusca; Gastropoda; Lepetellida; Haliotidae
Product: neuroglobin-like
Exons: 3
Coding region: 742-1356 (204 amino acids)
Molecular function (GO): oxygen binding; heme binding
Source: RefSeq, a predicted model, not a curated record